GGUGGCGGCUGCCCGUGGCGAAAGUGCGGCUGCGGAAGCGCGGCGAGACGGGCGGCGGCGGAGGAGGAAGCGGAGGCAGACGGCGGGAGCGGCGGGGCCGGGGGCACGCCAUGGGCCGCCUGCACUGCACGCAGGACCCCGUGCCCGAGGCAGUGGGCGGUGACAUGCAGCAGCUGAACCAGCUGGGCGUGCAGCAGUUCUCCGCCCUGACAGAAGUGCUCUUCCACUUCCUGACUGAGCCAAAAGAGGUAGAAAGGUUUAUGACUCAACUCUCAGAAUUUGCCACCGCCAAUCAGAUCAGUCUUGGCCCCCUCAGAAGCAUCGUGAAAAGCCUCCUUCUGGUUCCAAAUGGUGCCUUGAAGAAGAGUCUCACAGCCGAGCAGGUCCGGGCUGAUUUCAUAACUUUGGGUCUUAGUGAGGAGAAGGCCACUUACUUUUCUGAAAAGUGGAAGCAGAAUGCCCCCACCCUUGCUCGAUGGGCCAUGGGUCAGACUCUGAUGAUCAACCAGCUUAUAGAUAUGGAGUGGAAGUUUGGAGUGACUUCUGGGAGCAGUGAGCUAGAAAAACUAGGAAGUAUUUUUUUACAAUUAAAGUUGGUGGUUAAGAAAGGAAAUCAAACUGAAAAUUUAUAUAUAGAGUUAACCUUGCCUCAGUUCUACAGCUUCCUGCACGAGAUGGAGCGAGUCAGAACCAGCAUGGAGUGUUUCAGCUGACUUCUGUCCCCCACCCCGCAUCGCCACCCUGCCUGUCCCCUGCCACCUCCUCCCCUGUGGGUGACGGCUCUGAGAAGCACCUCACUCACAGGCCUGCGGGACCCCGAUUUGGCCCUGCUUGCUUGUUGGGUGCCCAGGUGCAAGGUUUCUGAAAAACAACAGGAUUAAGUACUUAAGGAGCGCUACACAAUUACCCUGUAAACUCUUUGUUAAGGGAACCUCCACCACCGAUCUCCCAGGACACUUGUUAGAAAUUCAGAAAGGCUAUUGCAUCUCAGAUGCGGGGAGGAAAUCAGUGAGUCACCUCCCCGCCAAAAUUCCAGGGUGAACAGAUGGUGCUAUCACUAAAGAUACGCGCUUCCCGUCCUCCUCCCCCUGAAGCGAGAGCUCGUUUAUGGCUGAGGAGGAGGUGACUCUGGAUGACAGACACGUGGGGAGCCCCCGGCAAGAUUUCCACACUUUGUGACUGUGGUGGUGGUGCGCUGCUAAUCAGUUUUUAAGGAGGGAUCUAUGUAUAGAAACAUGUUUGGUCUACAAUGAAAAGAACUGAGGCUGAACUGUCUUCAUUUCUGCUUUUGCCCUAUUGUGCUAUAAUCAGGCCGGUCUUGGGAGGGGGGUGCUGUUUUAGCUUGUUUGGGUUCAAGCUGACCACCUCUGUUGGUUAGAUGAUUAAUAAAAAUGGUUCC
Phyllostomus discolor (pale spear-nosed bat) is the source of this 1399-nucleotide messenger RNA. RefSeq names its product COMM domain containing 7 (gene COMMD7). NCBI's taxonomy places the organism in Eukaryota, Metazoa, Chordata, Mammalia, Chiroptera, Phyllostomidae. Gene Ontology annotation, biological process: negative regulation of DNA-templated transcription; tumor necrosis factor-mediated signaling pathway. The transcript has 9 exons. Gene Ontology annotation, molecular function: NF-kappaB binding. The coding region runs from base 111 to 713 and encodes 200 amino acids. The record is from RefSeq and is a predicted model, not a curated record.